Trichophyton rubrum CBS 118892 is the source of this 531-nucleotide messenger RNA. RefSeq lists its product as uncharacterized. The transcript has a single exon. The record is from RefSeq and is a predicted model, not a curated record. The coding region runs from base 1 to 531 and encodes 176 amino acids. Lineage: Eukaryota; Fungi; Ascomycota; Eurotiomycetes; Onygenales; Arthrodermataceae.
AUGAUGGAUGGCGCUGAAGCAUUCAACUUGAGCCUCCCGGUAUCGAGAUCCCUCCCACACCUUAGCCAAGAGAGGGCAGUGCUGGGUGUUAUCGCCCGCUGCCCUCACAGCUAUCCCCGACAAUCCAUCCAAGGGAAAGCCGUCACAUUCAACACCUCCUGUAUCCAGACGGUACAUGCCAGUCUGCCAAACUCUAAUUCGAAUGCGGAUUCCAGCUCUCUAUCCUCUGCGCUCUCCUCGUGGAACACCAUAAUAUGUGAUGGAGACGAUGAGUGCGCCAAAACUCCUGACAAUUUUGACAAAAGCCCUUUGCUCACGGACCCCAAACGACUCCGGGCAGUCUUUCUGGUGAAAGAGCUUCUUGAGAUGCGGAAUGAAAUAGUGUGGGAGCGCCAGCAAGGUAGUGUAUAUUAUGCACUUGACAGAUCUCCAGCAAGGUGUACAGUCAUGCCUAUGCGUCCAUUGGCUGGGAGGGGGCCGAACUUUAUCGAUCUUAACUGGGAGGAAGUUGAUGUGUACCAGUCGUGGUAG